UACUAAACGCUCAGAAAUCAGAAUUCCCAACAAGAUUUCGAGCAAGCUUAGACAGAGAAAUAUUAAUUAAUCGGAUCUGAAGCUAGAGAACUCCGAUUUUAAUCUGCCCUGCGUUUGACUUUGGCAGAUCUGUUUUCAUAUGAUUCAUUGGUCUAUCACUCAAUUGUCUUCACCAACACUGACCCCAUAAUUCUAGAAUAGAAAGGACUCCAUCUGAAUUCGAUUGUACAAGUGAAGACUUUAACAGAUCCCCACAGGGUUUUGUGAAGAAUCUGAACGGAUUUUGGCUGUAGUGUCUAUCAUUUGUCUGUUGCAGAUCUGAAUUUCGGCUGGAAAGGGAAAACAGCACUGCCUGCUGCAUUUCGGUUACUCUAGAUCAAUAUGCCUGAGAAUUACGAGAAUUCUAAAGCAGAGCAGGUCGUAGGAGGUUCUGACGCUCCCGAUAAUAGGGAUGGAACGUCUGGUGGGAAGGAAAACGAAACUGAAGAUAUAGGGUCGUCUGCAGAACCUAGAGAUAUUCCGGAUCCAUUGUCUUAUUCCGGCGACGAAGGGGUGAGUGGUUCCGUUCAGAACUCAGAAGACAUUGGUUCAGAUGAAAAUUUGGUAAAAUCCUCUGAAAACGAGCAGAAAGAAUCGGGAAUGCACUCUGAAUUCUCCGUUGAUACUCAACAAGUACCCUUGAAUGUUGGCGGUGAAACGGGAAGUGUGAGUAGAGGCGAAGUUCUGGUCGAACAUGUACUAUUGAAAGACGAAGGCUCCAUGAAGGGUAAUGAGGAAACUCCCGUUGUUGAGAUGCACUCUCCUGUGGUUCAGGAUUCCGGUUUUUUGGAUGUGGGACACAGCAAUGGGGUUUUGGAAAACUCAGACCACUCUGUACAGCGUAACCUAGAUGGUGGAAAACCAACUGAUGAUGUAGGCAAGGAAGAAACGUUUGUUGAUGCCUCAGACCAGCUAUCCUUUUAUGAUGGGAGGAAUACUGAUGCUAAUGAAUCUGUGCCCAUUAUUGAAGCCAGUGAUAAUUCAGAGAAGAAGCUUAAUAGUCAGGAAUCUAACCUUCAGGUGGUGGAGGAUGGAGGAGAAGCUAACAGUUUGAUAGAAGAGGUACGACUGCAGGGUAUGCUGGACAAGCUCAUGACUGAAAAAGAAGUUAUGGCACAGGAAUUUAAGGAAGAAAGAGAGUCAUACAGGAGAGAACUUGCUGGUCUUUACCACCAACUCAAGGGUCUGACUAGCCAGCAUCGAUUACUUGAUGAAAGUGACAAUGGUUUUGUUGAUCAUCUUCAUCAAGAAGAAAUGGAAUAUAGAGAGGAUCAAACUCAGGUUUCUGAUGCCCGAUUACAGGUGAUGAUUAGUGACUGUUCCAAAUUCACCUUACUUCUUAAAAGCGCAUUAGAUGAACGGUCACAGACUGAGGGUACAGUGAGAGAAUUUCAUGCUGUCCUUUUCACAAAGGACCAAGAGAUUGAGGACCUCAGUGCAAAGGUCACUGAACUCAAAGUGUCCUGUGAUGUUGUUGUUUCGUAUUUGGAGGCACAAUAUACGUCAUGGUCCAACUCUUUGAAAGAAUCAUCUAAACUUUGGUUUGAAACGGACCAGCAUGUUGAAUUUGUUACAAAUAAGCUGUUGGCUUCCCUUGCCUCAGUUGUUCAACAAGAAGAACUGUUGGAUUGUUCUAUUACUGAGAAGAUAGCUCAUGUUGAUAAGGGCAUGUCUAUGAUGGUUGAGAACUACAACAAGUUGCUUUUUGAAAUUGAUCAACUUAAGCAAUGUUUGACUGAAGUCAAGUCAGAUUUCAGGCUGUCAGAGAAUAUUGAAUAUGGAAGUAUUUUGGGUAUGGUUCGUGAUGAGUUACUCAAUUCCAAAAAAAGGGAAUUUGAUUUGGUUGAGAAAUUUAACCGGUUGGAAAAUGAAAGAAGGGAAUUGCUGGACCAAGUAAAUAAUGAAAAAGAAAGUGCACAAAUGGUAAGUUCAGAACUGAGACAAACCAAGAUGGAACUUGAGCAGGAAAAGAUCAAGUCUGCCACUGCCAAAGAGAAGCUUAGCUUGGCUGUAACAAAAGGUAAGUCAUUAGUUCAGCAGAGGGACUCAUUGAAGCAGUCUCUAGCUGAAAAAAACAGUGAGCUUGAUAGAUGUUUGCUUGAGCUGCAAGAGAAAUCAAAUGCCCUAGAGACUUUGAAAAUUGAUACAGAGGACUUGGUCAAAAGCCAGAAUUUAGCUGCAUCACUCCAGGAAGUUCUUUCACAAAGAGAGAGAGUUCUUAAGGAUAUUGAAGAUAUCCUGUCUCAGAUUGAUACACCUGAGCAAAUUCAGCAGGUGGAUCUUGUAGAGAGAGUGAGAUUGCUUGUGGAUCAGAGAAAUACAUUGGAAGUUGUUUCCUUGGAAUUCCACAAACUGAAGGAUGCCUUAUAUUUGAUUGAUCGACCGGAAAACAUUUCAUCUUCUAAUUUUGAAUCCCAAGUUAACUGGUUCGUGGAAUCAUUUUACCAUGCCAAGGAUGAUAUAAUCAAGUUGCAGGAUGAAAUUGCUGUUACCCAGGAGGUUCUUGCUGCACAUAAAACAGAAUUGCUUGAAGCACGCAAUGAGAUUGAUAAAUUAACUUUAUCACUUUCUGCAGAAAAACAGGAAAAAGGUUCUCUUCAGAUGGGGUUGGAUGACCUGAGAUACAAAUAUGAAGGAAUUGUUGAAAAAGUGCAUCAAGUCUCUUCUGAGAAGGAUCAGAUGAUAAGAAUGUUUCAAGAGGCUUCUGGAAUUGAAGUGGACAAUCAAGAAGGUACUGAUCAUCCUGCCUUUGACUCUGCUGUGUUAGUAGAGAAAUGCAUUGGGAAGCUUAAAGAACAAAUAGGCACAUCAUUUGAAUCUUCUCAUGUUGACUUGGAGAAGUUUGAAAGAACCAAAGACCUUUUAUACAUACGGGAUCAAGAAAUGACACUGUGUCUCAAGUUAUUAGAAGAUGAUAUGCUGGAGAGAUCAGAGAUAACUAAUCUGUCAAAUGAGCUAAAGAGAGCAUCUCAGGAAAUCACAACAUUGAAAGAAGAAAAGGAUUUAUUACAAAAGGAUCUUGAACGGUCUGAGGAGAAAUCUUCUCUAGUUAGGGAAAAGCUGUCCAUGGCAGUGAAAAAAGGGAAGGGACUUGUUCAAGAAAGGGAAGGGUUGAGACGUUCUCUUGAUGAAAAGAAUACAGAAAUUGAGAAAUUAAAGUUUGAGUUGCAGCAACAAGAGUCUGUGGUAAAUGAACGCAGAGAUGAAAUUAAUAGAUUGUCUAAUGAUUUGAAACACAUCCAAAAGCUGGAAUCUGAUCUUGAUGAUAUGAAAGAACAGAGGAAUCAACUUGAUAAAUUCCUGGUAGAAAGCAACAGUGUGUUACAGAGAGUAAUUGAGGCUAUAGAGAGUAUUGUUCUUCCUGUUGAUGCAGUUUUUGAUGACCCUGCUGAAAAACUCAAGUGGCUUGCAAAGUGCUUUCAUGAAUAUCAAAUUAAUAAGAUUAAUACAGAGAAGGAGUUUGAGAAAUUGAAAGAGGAGGCCCGUUUGCUGGCUACCAAGUUAGCUGAGGCUGAUAUCACCAUAAAAUCACUGGAAGAUGCAUUGUCACAGGCAGGGAAUAAUUUCUCGCUUCUUGCAGAAGCAAAAAGGGAUGUUGAAGCUGGCAAGACUUAUGUAGAACAAGAGUUGGAAAGAGCGAAAGAGGAAGCUAGUUCUCAGGCUAGCAAAUUUGCAGAGGCUUGUGCAACUAUAAAGAGAUUGGAAGAUGCACUAUCAGUGGCAGAAGAUGACAGAAGAGAUGCCCUAGCUGGUAAAGCUUCUGUAGAUAUAGAAUUACAGAAAGUCAAAGAGGAAGCUGAUUCUCAGGCCAUUAAAUUAGCAGAGGCCUACACGACAAUAAAAUCAUUAGAGGGUACAUUGUCUCAGGUGGAGAAGAGCGCUUCUUUGUUUGCUGAGGAGAAAAAUGAUGCUGAACUUGGGAGAGCUCAUUUGGAGACAGAGGUAGAGAAGGUGAAAGAGGUAGCUAACUCUCAAGCUAGCAAACUGGAAGAUGCCCAUGCAACUAUAAAGUCACUGCAAGGUUCAUUGUCUAAUGCAGAUAAUAACAUCUCAGUUCUUGUUGAGGAAAAGAAACUUGCUGACCAGGAGAUAAUAAUGUUAAAUACUAAGAUAACUGCUUGCAUGGAAGAGUUGGCAGGAGCUCAUGACAGCCUAGAAAGCCGGUCUGUGGAGCUUUUGGGUCAACUUAAUCAUCUUCAAAUGUUUAUGAAAGAUGAAACUUUGUCAUCCUUGGUUUCCAAGGCCUUCAAGAAAAAAUUUGAGAACCUGAGAGAUAUGGACCUUCUUAUUACAACUAUACGAGGCGAGUUUGUCCAAAUGGUUCCAGAACAAGAGAAAAUUCAUAUUGGUGAGAAAGAUAUUGAUGCUGCAAAACAUUUCCUGGAAGAUUUUGAGAACAUGCCAAAUGGAACAAUGAACAUUAGUGAGAUGGGUGCAUCAGAUCUUGAGAAUAUCCCUGCAUAUUUCACAAAGAUUGUGGAAGGAGUUAACAUGAAAAACAAACUUUUACAAGAUAUGUUUGAAGUUUUCUCCAGUCUUAUGGAUGAGUUUAUUGCAGUUCUAUUGGGAAAAUUACAGGCAACAAAGCAUGAAGUCAUUGGGAUGCUUCAGCACACAGAAUACUGGAAGCAAAGAAUGGGGAGUUUGGAAGCUUGUAAUCAAGCCCAAGAGAAGACAAUAUCUGAACUCCAGAAUGAUAUAACUGUGCUACUGUCUGAAUGCUCAAAACAUAUGCAAGAACUACAGUUUGAAGUUGAUAACAACUUACAGGAUCUAAGCAUUUAUACUGAAGUAGAGAAGUUGAACCAUGGCUUGUACUUAGGAGCAGGAGAAUCUGAUAAUACAAUAAAAGAGCUACAGGAAAAGCUUGGUGGCUACAAAUAUGUAAAGGAAGCAGAGAAUUUGUUAUUGACUACAAGGAAAGUUCAGAAUCAAGUUAAGCAACUAGCUAACAUAGGGAAUGUCUAUCUUACAGAUCUGCAAAAUAAAUUGAAAGAUAGCAAAUUAACUACUGAGAAUUUUAUAAAAGAAAGAGAGUUAUACCAGGAUAGGGUUCACAAGUUGGAGAGUGAUUUAGAAGAACUACAAAACUUUUGCAAUCAGAUGAAGUUUAAACUGGAGGAUGCUCAGGCCAAAGAGGGUUUAUUGAGGGAAAGAGAAGCUGAACUUUCAGCACUGUCAUUGGCAAUGAAAGGACAAGAUGGGCAUCUCCUGUCAGAAGACCAAGUUCAAACACUCUUUGACAAAAUAAAUGGGGUUGGAAUUCCUUUUGCAGAGACAGAACUCAGAAACACAGAGGCCCAUUGUUCAGGUCUUUUUGACAAGCUACUUCACACUAUUGACAGAUUUUCUGAGUUGCAGCAACAUAUGAUUUCUUUAUCUCAUGAGAAGGAAGAGUUGCAAUUAUGCCUUGCAGCAGAAACUCGUGAAGCUGAACACCUGAAGAAAGAAGCUGAAAUUCUUAUUAGAAACAACCAGAACUCAGAAAAGAUGGAGAGUGAUUUAUCUGAUUUGUCAUUAGGUUUGGAAAAGAUUAUUCAGAAAUUGGGAGGACAUGAUUUAGUUGAAGACAAAACAUCUAUUAGUGCAAGGGGGCUCUUACCAAUCCUGGAAAGGCUGGUUAUGACCAUUCUUCAGGACACUGAAAAUUCAAAAUCAAAAACCGAGGAACUGGGAGCGAAGUUGCUUGGGACUCAACAGCUUGCAGAGGAACUGUCAGCCAAGAUAAAACUACUUGAAGCCUCAACUCAUGUAAGGCCUACUAUAUCAGAUACUGUCCAGGAAAGGAAAAUCUUUGAAGCACCGUCAACAACAACAAUUUCAGAGAUAUCUGAAAUUGAAGAUGUGGGCCCACUUGCAAAGUCAUCUAUUUCUCCUGUUCCCUCUUCUGCACAUGUGAGAACAAUGCGGAAGAGUUCAAGUGACCAGUCUGACCACCUUGCUCUCAGUAUUGAUUUGGAAUCUGAUCGUUUAAUCAGCCAGCAUGAAACUGAUGAAGAUAAAGGUCAUGUGUUCAAAUCUCUUAAUACCUCGGGUCUCAUUCCAAAGCAAGGAAAGAUGAUAGCAGAUCGGAUUGAUGGCAUCUGGGUCUCUGGUGGUCGAGUUCUGAUGAGUCGGCCUGGAGCAAGGAUAGGUCUCAUAGCCUACUGGUUGUUCUUGCAUUUUUGGCUCGUGGGCACCCUUUUGUGAUCAAGCCACCGCACUAACAACCCCCCUCCCCAACCCAAUCACACACAAAACAAAAGAUAAAAAAAAACGAAGGCAUCACCAUGCCCCAUUUCUUGCCCACAAAGUGUAUCAUGUAUGUAAGUUGGUGCCUCUGGUUCAUGUUUGCUUUUAUGCAGUGUGUCCAUAUUCAUUUUGUUAUAUAUUUCUUGAUUCUCUGCAAUCACAUUUUAGGGUUUUGGAGAAUCCUAGCCUCCAUGCAAGUGGAGUGUACUUCACAUUUAUUUAUUUUCCCUGAUUGGAAUGUAAAGCUGGAGUGGAAUUUGGUCGCGUGAAUUCCACUGUGGCCUAUUGUAUUAACAGUUGAUGAUUUUGUUGCAUUCAUCUCUUUAUCUUUUAUGUUGGUGCAUAAGUUCGGGGUAAA
Molecule: messenger RNA, 6628 nt
Organism: Nelumbo nucifera (sacred lotus)
Lineage: Eukaryota; Viridiplantae; Streptophyta; Magnoliopsida; Proteales; Nelumbonaceae
Source: RefSeq, a predicted model, not a curated record